Molecule: messenger RNA, 2337 nt
Organism: Morus notabilis
Lineage: Eukaryota; Viridiplantae; Streptophyta; Magnoliopsida; Rosales; Moraceae
Product: G-type lectin S-receptor-like serine/threonine-protein kinase At4g27290
Exons: 7
Coding region: 1-2337 (778 amino acids)
Biological process (GO): recognition of pollen; protein phosphorylation
Molecular function (GO): ATP binding; protein serine/threonine kinase activity
Source: RefSeq, a predicted model, not a curated record
AUGAAGCUUGUUGUAAUCAUAUUCUUCUUCUCUCUUAUCUGCUUCCACAUUUCCUUGUUAGCGGAUGACACCAUAAAACCAAACCAAACUCUACUAGAUACCGUCCAAACUCUGGUUUCCACCGGCAAAAAAUUCGAAUUAGGCUUUUUCAGCCCACCGAAUUCAAAGAACCGCUACGUGGGAAUAUGGUUCAAGAAUGUCUCAGAACUCACAGCCAUCUGGGUCGCCAACAGAGACAACCCUCUCGCAGACUCGUCAGGUGUCCUGAAAAUCACUGAAACCGGAAACAUAGUAAUCUUCAGCAACAAAACGGAGAACCCCAUAUGGUCCUCAAAUUCAUCAGCAGAAGACCCAACUUUGCAGCUCUUAAACACAGGAAACCUCGUGGUUAAAGAUGGUAACAGCGGAAAAUAUACGUGGCAGAGUUUCGACUAUCCCUGCGAUUCGCUCGUAUCGGGCAUGAAGCUGGGUCGGGACUUUAUAACGGGUCAAAAUUGGAAGCUAACCUCCUGGAACAGCUCCCAAGAUCCAUCCACCGGAAUCCUCACAUACGAAGUAGACCCUCGUAGGCUUCCUCAGGCACUUUUGCAACGAGGCAAAAAUAUCACGUACAGAGAUGGGCCGUGGGAUGGUAGCAGCAAAGUCCAAGUUAAAAUGGCCUUUAAACCCAACUAUCUUGUUAGUGAGACCCAUUUCUACUAUACUUUCGAGGACACCGACAAUUCCACGGUUACUCGGUUCUGUUUAGAUCCAUCAGGAUCUCUCGGGCAGCUACUAUGGAGCCACGACAGCGAUAAGUGGGUUAUCGUCUACGCGAUGCAGAGAGACAAUUGUGAUGAUUUUGCGCGUUGUGGUCCUAAUGGUGUCUGUGACACCAGUAACACCGUUAUUUGCGAUUGCCCAACUGGGUUUGUUCCAAAAACACCAAAUGAAUGGGCUUCAAUAAUUUUUAACGGUGGGUGUGUGCGAAAGACACGCUUGAACUGUAGCGCUAACGAGAGGUUCCAGAAGUUCUCUCGGAUGAAGUUGCCGUACAAUUCGGAGUUUAUGGUGAACGGGUCGGUGGUGAGGAAGGAGGAGUGUGAGUUGAUUUGUAGGAGGAACUGCUCUUGUGUGGCGUAUGCUGUGGCUCGGUUUGGUGGCUGUGUAAUCUGGGCCGGAGACUUGCUUGAUAUGAGACAUUUCAGCGAUGCUGGACAGGAUCUGUAUAUUAGAAUGGCUGCUUCUGACUUUGUAGGUGGAUGUCUCAUCUGUAAGAGGACAUCCUGCUGCCUUAUAAGCCAAGAGGGAACAAUGACUCCUACUCAUUUAGAGGAAGAUGUGGAGCUACCUUUAUUUGGCUUUGAUACUAUUGCAAAUGCUACCAACAACUUCGCCUUCACAAAUAAAAUUGGUCAGGGUGGUUUUGGUCUUGUUUACAAGGGUGUGCUAUCAUCUGGGAAAGAAAUAGCAGUGAAAAGGCUUUCUAAAGAUUCUGGACAAGGGCCUGUAGAGUUCAAGAAUGAGGUUACCUUGAUUUCAAAACUUCAACACCGGAAUCUUGUGAGGCUGUUGGGAUGUUGUAUUCAUAGAGAAGAGAGGAUGUUGAUCUAUGAGUUCAUGCCUAAAAAGAGCUUGGACUUAUACAUAUUCAAUGAAACAAGGGAGACAGCUCUUGAUUGGAAGAAGCGCUUUAAUAUUAUUGCGGGGAUUGCUCGUGGACUUCUUUAUCUUCAUCGAGAUUCAAGAUUGAGAAUUAUUCACCGAGAUCUUAAAGCCAAUAAUGUUCUUUUAGAUAGUGAGAUUAACCCCAAGAUAUCGGACUUUGGCUUGGCAAGAAUACUCGGAGGUGACCAAACUGAUAUAAAUACUAAGAGAGUAGUUGGUACAUAUGGAUACAUGUCUCCAGAGUAUAUGAUGGAUGGACACUUUUCAGUGAAAUCUGACGUCUUUAGCUUCGGUGUCAUGGUGUUAGAGAUAGUGAGUGGGAAGACGAAUAGAAGAUUUGAACAUCCCGAUCAUAACCUCAAUCUUUUAGGACAUGCAUGGAAACUAUGGAUUGAGGACAGGCCCAUGGAGCUCAUAGAUGUUUUAAUGGAAAAUGUUCCUGUAGCCGAAGUGUUAAGAUGUAUCCAAAUUGGAUUAUUGUGUGUUCAAAAGCACCCUGAAGAAAGGCCCUUAAUGUCAUCUGUUCUCUUCAUGUUGGAGAGUGAUAAUGCUUUACUGCCCCAACCUAAACUACCUGGAUUUUACACUGAAAGAACUUUUAUAGAGAGAGCUAGCUCUUCUUCAUCAUCAUUGAAUAAGCCAAAUAAUGUUUCUACUGGUGUAACUGUCACAGCAUUACAAGGGAGAUAG